This is a messenger RNA of Argiope bruennichi, 1749 nucleotides long. RefSeq names its product pancreatic triacylglycerol lipase-like. Gene Ontology annotation, biological process: lipid metabolic process. The record is from RefSeq and is a predicted model, not a curated record. NCBI's taxonomy places the organism in Eukaryota, Metazoa, Arthropoda, Arachnida, Araneae, Araneidae. Gene Ontology annotation, molecular function: triacylglycerol lipase activity. Bases 110 to 1720 code for a protein of 536 amino acids. The transcript has 10 exons.
CAUCUGCAGACGAUUAUAAUUUUCCGCUUUUAACAAAAGUUCGGCUGCAUGCAAAUCGCCAAAUAUUAAAUGAUUAUUGUGUCUAUUUUAAAAGUGUUUAUAAUCUCUAAUGGUGAUUAUACAAACUAGAAAUUUAUAUUAUUAUGUCUUCGUAAUCAGUGCUUUAUUUCAAUGUUUUAAUUGUUUGGUUCUUCGUUUUGUGGAAAAUGGGAAAGCUUCGACUUUUAACUACACAAGAAAAGGACUUACAAUCAGCCUGGACGACAGCGAUAAAUGCAUGCCAGACAUCGGUUGCUUCAGCGCAGGACCACCCUUCUUCCACCCCGUCCACAGGCCAAUCAGCCUCCUGCCACAAGACAGAGACGAUGUGGCAACGGCCUUCCUGCUUUAUACUAGGAAAAACACCCACUUCUUUCAGUUCCUGAGAGCCGGAGAUGUUCCUAGUAUUCUGAAUUCGAAUUUUCUGCUGGAAACAGAAACUAAAAUUAUCAUCCCUGGAUGGAUAGAUAACAUGAAAGUUUCGAAUUGGAUGCAGGAUAUGAAGGACGCAUUUUUAAAUUAUCGUGACUGCAAUGUAAUCAUUGUGGAUUGGACAAAAACGAAUGGAAUACCCUUCGCCAUGGCCGUUGCCAACUCGAGGGUCGUCGGAGCUGAAGUGGCGCUCUUAGUAAAUUUUCUGGAGGAUUCAUUUGGCGUAGAUCCAGAGUCAUUCCAUAUCAUUGGCCACAGCUUAGGUACAGAAGUCGCUGGUUAUGCCGGGGAAAGAAUCAACAGACUUGGAAGAAUAACAGCUUUGGAUCCAGCUGGGCCAUAUUUCAGAAAUGUGUCAACUGUGGUCAGACUCGAUCCCUCUGAUGCUUUAUUUGUUGAUGCAAUUCAUGGUCAUUCCAGUGACAUUGAUACGGACAAACCAAGUCGACUGGAACAAACAGGCCACAUCGAUUUUUACCCAAAUGGAGGAGAACAUCAACCAGGAUGUCCAGAUCCUGCAGUGAAGUCUUUCAUCAAGAAAGGCGUACUAGAAGUUGCCCGCAACCUUGUGGUGUGCGAUCAUUACAGAGUAAUCGAUUACUUUAUGGCUACUAUUCCCAAUCACUAUGGCUGCAGGCCAGUUGGCGUUGCCUGUGAUUCUUGGGAGAAUUUCGUGGCCGGGAAAUGCUCCGAUUGUGCUGUGGAUGGAAGUCAGUGUGCCACCAUGGGUUUCCGAGCAGAUGAGAAGAAAGACAUCAUCAAACAGCAUCCACCAAGGAAAUUCUAUUUAUAUACUAGUGCCAAGUCGCCUUUCUGUGUUCAGCAGUAUCAUAUUUCCAUAAAGCUGAGGGACACUGGAUGGGCCGUGGAUAAUGUUGGAGAUAUGGAAAUUAUUUUAAAAGGGCGCUUUGGAUCAAAAACUGUAAAUAUUGAUAAGAGAAAUGUAGCAAUCAAUUCAGGAAUGAUUUACAGGACCAUAGUUCACACUCCGGAAGACAUCGAUGUUCGUAGCAUCGCUUUCCGAUGGGCAUGUGCAAGUUUUAAGCUUUCAGAAUCCAUAAGAAUCACAAUAAAUCCAACAGCAGAGGGGUGUAAACUUUUCUUGCACAGUGUAAUAGUCACUACUUACACGACUUCAUUGACGAAUCCAGGAAAGCAGCUUGUGAUCUGUGGACCAAAUAGACCUAUACCACCCAAUGUUUACUGCAAUUUCAAAUCAGAACUGCACUGUAUUUCAGAUCUAUACUGAACAACACAGAUCAACAAACCAUUUAAUUU